Molecule: messenger RNA, 1041 nt
Organism: Punica granatum (pomegranate)
Lineage: Eukaryota; Viridiplantae; Streptophyta; Magnoliopsida; Myrtales; Lythraceae
Source: RefSeq, a predicted model, not a curated record
CAAACUCCUCCGUCCUCCCCCUCCCCCUCCAUCGCAGUGCUGCACGUACUGCAUAGACCAAAAGCUCGGCCUGAACACGAGAGCUGCACGCCGGGGAGCAUAGCUUAGCAGUUGGCAGGGAUGGAGGAAGGUGGGAUCGCCAUCGACUUCAGCGAACUGAGGGAGGCUCUGUCCUCCCAGUCUUACUCCAAAGUCGCCGACAUCUGCGAUUCUCUCAUGCUCCGGGUGGCGGCGGAGGGCGUCCCUUACCAAGACGAAUGGCCUUAUGCCCUUCAUCUACUUGGCUACCUCUACGUUGAUGACAUAAACAGUGCACGAUUUCUAUGGAAAUCCAUUCCUGCUGCUAUCAAAGAGAGCCAGCCAGAACUUGCUGCUGCUUGGAAAGUUGGUCAGAAGCUAUGGACUCGUGACUAUGCGGGUGUCCAUGAGGCCGUGCGGGGCUUUGAUUGGAGUCAGGAAACCCAGGGCCUCGUAAAUUCUUUUUUGGAGAUUUAUACCAGGAAGAUGUUUCAACUGUUGUGCUCUGCUUAUUCAACAAUAAGCAUCCAAGACACUGCACUCUUUUUGGGAAUGACCGAAGAUGAUGCCACAAAUUAUGUCCUGCAGCAAGGGUGGCUCGUGGACCCUGUUUCUCUGAUGCUCACUGUGAAGAAGCCACCCGUAUUGAAAGAGCAGAAGCUCAACCCAGAUAAGCUGCAACGCCUAACGGAGUAUGUAUUCCAACUGGAGCACUGAGUCUACUUCACUGGCACAAGGUGGUUCUCGAGUACAGAUUGCAGGUCUGCAGCCCAGUCUUAAUCUGUUGAUGUAAACCAUGCACAUUCAGUUCUAUUUGCUGGUGCAUGUUUAGCUGAUGAAUGCGGUAAAUGGUCCUUGCAUCAGUUUCAAUGUUUGUCAAGGAUCGGGGAAUGAUCUUUUAUUAGAGUGAUUUUCUGUGAUGCUCUUUAUUUUCGCUGCUCCUGAUUCGAGUUCGGUUCUUAGGAACGACGCGUAAUAUCUAUAAUUGAGUACCUUCUAGCAUCAGGGAAAUACUUUUUUCCA